Messenger RNA from Aedes aegypti (yellow fever mosquito), 471 nucleotides. RefSeq names its product small integral membrane protein 12-A. NCBI's taxonomy places the organism in Eukaryota, Metazoa, Arthropoda, Insecta, Diptera, Culicidae. The record is from RefSeq and is a predicted model, not a curated record. The transcript has 2 exons. Bases 135 to 398 code for a protein of 87 amino acids.
AGUCAGCUGUUGUCCAGUUAAAAAUAUAAACAACGCAGAUUGCAUCACGCGCAGCGAUUUUGCCGGUUUUCUUUGAAUUUUCUUAAAGUUUACACAUUUGAUUAGAUAAAAACUGUUGAAGUUACUUUCCCGGGAUGUGGCCAAUCAUUUUGCACUUCCUACGGACGAACGCCGUGUACAUCACGCUACCGGUAGCGGCCCUUGUCGGUGUCGUCGGAUACAACCUGGAGAACCUGCUUUCCGAUAAAUAUACGCCUUAUAGCGAAUCGAUCGAAGAGAAACGAGUGGAACGAAUCACGGAUGACGAACACCUGAAAGAUGCAACAAAGGUCGAUAAGCUCGUCUACAAGGAGAACGUCCUGGGAAGAAACCUGUCUCCGUCUCUCACGAAAAAGUAGUCUGUGCCUCAAACAUAGUUUUGGUAUUUUGAAAGUUCAACUGUAAAUAAAAAAACUGGGUCAUUAAUCAUAA